Messenger RNA from Bactrocera neohumeralis, 1145 nucleotides. RefSeq lists its product as uncharacterized. Gene Ontology annotation, biological process: cell-matrix adhesion. Gene Ontology annotation, cellular component: cell surface. NCBI's taxonomy places the organism in Eukaryota, Metazoa, Arthropoda, Insecta, Diptera, Tephritidae. The coding region runs from base 1 to 948 and encodes 315 amino acids. The transcript has 4 exons. The record is from RefSeq and is a predicted model, not a curated record.
AUGUCUAUACAAGCAUACAUCUCCUCGGCGCAAAUUGAAGGCGAAAUGCACAAAGUCUUACAUUCUCCUGACGAAUUCCGCAAAAUGCAGUUUGGCCUUAAAUAUUCGGUGGCGUUGUACGGACUCUUUUUUGGCAACGUGUGUUUGCUGAAUGCCCAGAAUUACGAUUGUCAAGUUUUGCUGCAGGACAAGGAUAUUACUAAUACUGACUGGGCGAGCUUGGAGCCCUGCCUAGGUGUGGCCAACAGUGAGGGCAUAUCGGUCAAUACCAGUGAGAAUGUGUGGCGCCUAAUAAAAAUUGCUUUCGAUGGCGUCGAGAAUGUACCGGCGGAGGUGUAUGGCAAGAUACGUUUGGUGCUACCUGCUAUCAGCGUAAUGGAGCUGUCCAACAUCAGCAUGUCGCGCGUAGAGAUAGUGGAAGCCUUUGGUGGGGUGCACACCUUGAGCAACGACACGAGCAACGGUUUUAACGACGAACAGAUGCAGUUGAUUGCCAGCAAAGCACGUUAUGAGUGGCUAGGCAAGGGACCGGAGACGUAUUCGGAGUAUGAUUUAAUUUCGAUGGGCGAAAUCGUGUGUCAUCUGAAUGAAAGUGACAUUGAGCGCAUGCAUGCGGAUGCUUUCAAAGCGGCCGCCGAAAGGAUUGGUGGUAUCGAAACUUGUCCACAAACACAAUUGCAAGCAUUUGCCAAAUUAGCUUCGCGAAAAGAUGCCUUUGGAGAUGUGAAAAAUUGGUCCAAAAUUGAUGUUAGUAUAAUCGGCAACAUUGUUAACGGAUUAACACAAUCUGAAUUAGCUGUUAUUGACGAGAAUAAACUAAAGCUUAAUCAUUUCUAUGUACAAAAACAUAAGAAGAAUGGGAAAGGACGAAAUGGAAAAGGAAUUUCCGCAGCUUCGAACACUAAUCAGACGGACGUCAAUAAAUCUCACAGCCGCAAAGCAGAGUAAGAAGAAGCAGUGAGUUGCAGAAGUUAUGACUUUUUUUAGCUGUCAUAAGGCAAGACUUUUCUCUUUUUAGUUUUUCAGUAAAAGAGAAAGCUUUUGAGAGAUUUUAUUUUCAAUAAAAUAAAAAAGCUUUUGGGAAUACCGAAAAUUUUCAAAGCAAUCGCAUGUGCCCUUAAAAUGGUUAAUAUAUUUUAUUAAAC